Brassica napus (rape) is the source of this 1423-nucleotide messenger RNA. RefSeq names its product paraxanthine methyltransferase 1. Gene Ontology annotation, molecular function: S-adenosylmethionine-dependent methyltransferase activity. Bases 105 to 1166 code for a protein of 353 amino acids. The transcript is spliced from 3 exons. The record is from RefSeq and is a predicted model, not a curated record. Gene Ontology annotation, biological process: methylation. NCBI's taxonomy places the organism in Eukaryota, Viridiplantae, Streptophyta, Magnoliopsida, Brassicales, Brassicaceae.
GGCACAAAGAAUACAGUAUAAAUAUGCGUGUAGACCGUCCAUAGUUUAUCAGAGUUCUCAUCAAAUAACAAGUAAGAAAAGCGAGAGAAAAAGAGAUAUCGGCCAUGGCAACUACUCCACAAUGGAUCAUGGUUGGAGGAGAUGGUCCUGAGAGUUACAGCCAACAUUCCUCGUAUCAGAGAGCUUUGUGGGAAACCGCAAAAGAGAAGAUGAACGAGGCUAUCUCAGCCAAACUCAGCCUCGACUUGAUUUCUGAUCGCUUCUGCGUUGCGGAUUUUGGUUGUGCGAGUGGACCUAACACUUUUGUGGCAGUCCAAAACAUAAUAGAUGCAGUUGAAGACAAAUACCGCAAGGAAACUGGACAAAACCCGGCGGAGAACAUAGAGUUCCAAGUUCUCUUCAACGACUUUUCAACCAACGAUUUCAACACUCUCUUCCAGGCACUUCCACCUGGCAGACGCUGCUAUAGCGCUGGUGUUCCGGGCUCCUUCUUUGGCCGCGUUCUCCCUAAGCAUAGUUUCCACAUAGGAGUCAUCAGUUAUGCUUUCCAUUUCACCUCAAAAAACCCCAAAGGGAUCACCGACCGUGACUCUCCUCUUUGGAACAGAGACGUGCAUUGCACUGGAUUUAAUGAAGCAGUCAAGAAAGCAUAUCUCGAUCAGUACUCGGCCGACACCAAAAAUCUAUUAGACGCUAGGGCUGAGGAGCUCGUCCCCGGGGGAUUGAUGUUGAUCUUAGGAUCGGGUUUAAGAGACGGGGUUAAAAUAUCCGAGACCGCUAAAGGAAUUAUGAUGGAUUUCAUCGGAGCUUCUCUUAACGAUCUUGCUCAACAGGGCGUCAUCGAGCAAGACAAGGUUGACUCUUUUAGCACACCACUCUACGUCGCCGAAGAAGGUGAGUUGAGGCAAAUCAUAAAGGAGAAUGGGAAGUUCACAAUCGAGGCUUUUGAGGAUAUCAUUCACCCAAACGAGGAGUUACCCUCAGACCCCAAGAUCUUGGCCGUCUCCUUUAGAGCUUCCUUUGGAGCUUUUCUAUCGGCAUAUUUUGGAGAGGACACAAUGACAAAAGUCUUUGAACUCGUCGAGGUCAAGGCACGGAAAGAGUUUUCUAAAAUCCAGAAUGCCAAACCCGGAAUGCAGUACCUCAUCGUGCUUCGCAAGAACUGAUGAUCCAAAUAUAUUAUCUUUUAAUAUUAUUUCAAUAUUAAUUUGUGUUGUUAGGGUGGGCACUUUACCCGAUAUCCGAAGCCGCACCCGAACCCGAUCCAAAAAAUCCGAAUCGAAAUCCGAACCGAAGUAGCAAAAUAUCCGAACGGAUAUUGAAUUAGGAGAGAUUGGAUAUCCGAACCCGAAUGUAUAUCCGAAGAUAACCGAACAUAUGUAUAUUUAACCAUAUAUUUCUAGUUUACAUAUCUCAUUUUAUA